Rhinolophus ferrumequinum (greater horseshoe bat) is the source of this 612-nucleotide messenger RNA. Its product is annotated as probable ribosome biogenesis protein RLP24. The record is from RefSeq and is a predicted model, not a curated record. Gene Ontology annotation, biological process: ribosomal large subunit biogenesis. NCBI's taxonomy places the organism in Eukaryota, Metazoa, Chordata, Mammalia, Chiroptera, Rhinolophidae. Gene Ontology annotation, cellular component: nucleolus.
AUGUCUUCUCUUUCAAGCUCGGCGUUUGCUCAUGGGUUCAGCCUGAAGAAGGACGGGUGUUAUUUCUGUUCCAGAGGGAUGAACCACAGCUGCCACCACAUGAACUUCAUCCACAGUGCUGGCAGGGUGUUCAGAUUCUGUAAAUCCAAGUGUCAUAACAACUUAAAAAAGAAGCACAAUCCUCACAAGAUCGGGUGGACGAAAACAUUCCAUAGAGCAGCCGGUAAAGAGUUUACAGGGGAUAAUUCAUUUGAAUUUGAAAAAUGCAGAAAUAUUUUCUACAUUUACCAUAAUAUAGAAACAAAUACCAGCGAGAGCUGUGGAAUAAAACUUGAUGCAAUGAAGAGAGUCGAAGAGAUCGAACACGAACACCAAGCAAAAUUUAUGAUGAACAGGUUGCAGAAAAACAAAGAACUACAGAAAUUUCAGGACAUCAAAGCUGUCAAGCAGCAUCCCAUCCAAGGCCCUUUUGCAGGCAAAGGAAAGCAUCAGGAAAACAAAAUGGUACAGAAACUACAAAAGGAUGUGGGCAUGGAAGAUUUUCCGAAAAUCUUAUUGUCUAUAACCAUUUCUAAAGUGCAUUUGAAAAUCUCCUUAGAAACUUCGGUCUAA